GCCGGGAAAAGUUCCGGGAAGGUGGGCCGCCCGCCCAGACCGGGCGCGGAAGUUGCCGGCGUCCGCGUGCCCUCCCGUCCAGGCCCGCAGCCAUGUCGUCGGGGGACGGGGGGUCGGCCGGGCGGGACGGGGCCCCGCGCGCGGCUGCCGCGCUCUGCGGCCUGUACCACGAGGCCGGGCAGCGGCUGAGGCGCCUGCAGGACCAGCUGGCCGCCCGAGACGCCCUCAUAGCGCGCCUCCGCGCCCGCCUGGCCGCGCUCGAGGGGGACGCGGCGCCGUCGCUCGUGGACGCGCUGCUGGAGCAGGUGGCGCGCUUCCGGGAGCAGCUCCGGCAGCAGGAGGGCGGCGCCGCCGAGGCCGCGCUGCGCCAGGAAAUCGAGAGACUUUCUGAACAACUGGAAGAGAAAGAGAGAGAGACACAGCAGCUGAUGAGCCAGCCGGAGCACGAGCGAGAGAAGGAAGUUGCCCUGCUGCGGAGGAGCGUGGCGGAGAAGGAGCGGGCCCGGGUUGCGAGCGACGUUCUGUGCCGCUCCUUGGCCGACGAGACCCAUCAGCUGCGGAGGACUCUGGCGGCCACUGCCCACAUGUGCCAGCAUCUGGCCAAGUGUCUGGAUGAACGGCAGCGCGCACAGGGGAAUGCAGGGGAGAAACGCCCUGAGUCAGAGUGUACAGGCGGGGAUGCCUCUGUCCAGGCUGUUAUUGAGAAGUUACAGGAAGAAAAUCGACUGUUAAAACAGAAGGUGACUCAUGUAGAAGACCUCAACGCCAAGUGGCAGCGCUAUGACGCCAGCAGGGAUGAGUACGUGAGGGGGCUCCACGCACAGCUGAGGGGGCUGCAGUCCCCCAUCGAGGCCGAGAGAUCCUCCCCUCCCGAGUUGAUGAGGAAGGAGAUUUCCCGGCUCAACAGACAGGUGGAGGAGAAAAUGAACGAUUGUGCAGAAGUGAGGCAGGAGCUGGCGGCUGUGAGAAGGGCCCGGGACGCGGCGCUGGAGCGGGUGCAGAUGCUGGAGCAGCAGAUUCUCGCUUACAAGGAUGACUUCACAUCAGAAAGGGCAGAUCGGGAACGGGCUCAAAGCAGGAUUCACGAACUCGAGGAAAAGGUGGCGUCCCUGCAGCACCAGGCCUCCUGGAGACAGGACUCCCGAGACCCAGGCUCCUGCCGGAUUCACCCUGGGAGCAGAAUACCCAAGGACUUAGAAGCCAAUGCUUUGCAGCUUGUGGUGCCCAGUGACCGGAGGCCUGGGACUGGAUCCCAGUGGCUGGAACGCCCUGGAGCAACCCAGAGAGGCCAGGGGGACCUUCAGUGUCCUCACUGCCUACAGUGCUUCAGUGACGAGCAGGGCGAGGAGCUCUUCAGGCAUGUGGCUGAGUGCUGCCAGUGAGCCCCGAGGCUGGGACCGCCUGUGCCCGCGUGGCUUCUGAGGGAGCCUGGCCCUGGGGGACAGAGGGGGUGCUUUCAGCAUGUAACACUGAGAUCCCCCUUGAUCCUGGCCCCCAGAACAGGCUGGGGGCAUCCUUAACAGAACAGGACAGAGGGAACUUCCAGCAGGGCUGGAGGCAGAAAUGGGGGUUGAGAGCAUCUGCACACAGGAGGGCCCAGCUUUGCUUCUGGUAUGCAGUUUGGAGCCCCAGGCUGUUGGGCCAAGGCCGGGAGCAAUCUAGUGUGGGAAUACUUACGGGUCAACAUGACAGCCCUGACCAGCCUGCACCUGGGGAUGCUGCAGCUUGCUGGAAAGAGGUGCUGCCCACAGGAACCACUUGUGGGGUCCCCAGGGUGGAAGCCCCACCUCAUUCUGUAGAGUAAGGUGCCUCUCCCUGUGGACCAGGAGGUUUGUAGAACUGAGCACUGCAGCUGCACAUUUCAUCUGGGGGCCUGUCUCAGCACAGAGCCAUGUGUCUGCACUGAACUAUGUUGCAUUGCAAUAGUGUUUGUCAUGUAUCCAGAAGUUAAAGCACAAUUUAUUUCACAUUUAGUUAUUUUUAUAAUAAAUGCACUUGCUACA
Messenger RNA from Equus quagga, 2003 nucleotides. It is a transcript of the gene TNIP2, whose product is annotated as TNFAIP3 interacting protein 2. Gene Ontology annotation, biological process: cellular response to lipopolysaccharide; regulation of transcription by RNA polymerase II. Gene Ontology annotation, molecular function: K63-linked polyubiquitin modification-dependent protein binding. Bases 93 to 1382 code for a protein of 429 amino acids. The transcript is spliced from 6 exons. NCBI's taxonomy places the organism in Eukaryota, Metazoa, Chordata, Mammalia, Perissodactyla, Equidae. The record is from RefSeq and is a predicted model, not a curated record.